AUGGGCUCCAUCACCCCAACAACAACAUCAUCAUCCGAAGAAGACCUCACCUUCCCCAACCUCCCACCUUUUCCCACGGACGUCCCCACCGUCCCCCUCCUACGCAUCUCUCUCAAGAACCUCCUGGCCGGUGACCCUGCAGAAGAAGAGAAACUCUGGCGGGCGUGCUGCGAUCUGGGAUUCUUCUACUUCGAUCUCCGCGGGGGCAAAGGUGGCGAUGAGGAUGAUGAGAGCGUCGAUGGGGAUGCAUUGCUAAGCGUGGCGGAUCGGAUGUUUGGGCUUGGGGAGGAGGUUUUUGCGUUGGAUGGGGAGGUCAAGGAGGGGUUUAGUAUGAUGGGUCAAAACUCGUACUUCGGGUAUAAAGGCUACGGGGCCUUCGUGGAUCGCGGAGGAAACAAAGAUCGGAAUGAGUUUUGGAAUAUCAGUAAGGAUGAUAUUUUGGGGAUUCGCAAGGAGCCGCUGCCGAAUCCGGAGGUUUUGAUGAGAGGGGAGAGUAGGGGGUUGGUGAAGAGGUAUAUGCUGGGGAGUCAUGCGCUCGUGAGCUUGAUUUUGGGGGUGUUGAAUCGGAGGUUGGGAUUACCUGAAGGGACCCUCCCCUCCCUUCACGACCUCCACACCAUCUCCGGCGACCAAGUCCGCUGGGUACGCUCCCCGCCCCAACCGCCCUCAGACCGCCGCAGCGCCCUUGGGGAACACACCGACUACGGCAGCGUCACAAUACUUUUCAACCGCCUCGGCGGCCUGCAGGUGCUGCCCCCUUCCGAUCCACCAACCUGGGCCUACGUGAAACCCCUCCGCGGCCACUGCAUCGUCAACCUCGGCGACGCCAUGGUCAAGUUCACCGCGGGCGUUUUGAGGAGUAAUAUCCAUCGUGUAGCCAAUCCGCCCGGCGCACAGGCCGGGGAGACGAGGUUGAGUUUGGUGUAUUUCAAUCGGCCUGGGGAUGAGGUGAUUUUGAAGGUGCUAGAGGGGAGUGAGGUGAUUGAGGAGAGGAGGAGGGAGAGCGGGAUUGAUGGGGAGGAAGGGGAGGGGGUUACGGCGAAGGCGUGGAUUUUGAACCGGGCGUUUGGACGCGCGAAGGGGACGGAAGGGGAUCGAUUGGAGAAGAGGGAUAGUGGUGUUGCGGCAUCGUAG
Messenger RNA from Zasmidium cellare ATCC 36951, 1134 nucleotides. RefSeq lists its product as uncharacterized. Bases 1 to 1134 code for a protein of 377 amino acids. Gene Ontology annotation, molecular function: dioxygenase activity. The record is from RefSeq and is a predicted model, not a curated record. NCBI's taxonomy places the organism in Eukaryota, Fungi, Ascomycota, Dothideomycetes, Mycosphaerellales, Mycosphaerellaceae. The transcript has 3 exons.